AGCAGAGGUGAAGGAAGAACCCAUGGGCCUCCCGAGGCGGCUGCUGCUGUUGCUGCUGCUGGUGACGACCUGUGUCCCAGCCUCCCGGGGCCUGCAGUGCAUGCAGUGUGAGAGUAACCAGAACUGCCUGGUAGUGGAGUGUGCCCUGGGCCAGGACCUCUGCAGGACCACAGUGCUUCGGGAAUGGCAAGAUGAUGAAGAGCUGGAGGUGGUGACAAGAGGAUGUGCUCACAGCGAAAAGACCAACAGGACCAUGAGCUACCGCAUGGGCUCCAUGAUCAUCAGCCUGACAGAGACCGUGUGUGCCACAAACCUCUGCAACAGGCCCAGACCCAGAGCCCGGGUUCGUGCUUCUUCCCAGGGCCGUUACCUUGAGUGUGCAUCCUGCACAUCUUUGGACCAGAGCUGUGAGAGGGGCCGGGAGCAGAGCCUGCAAUGCCGCUAUCCUGCAGAGCACUGUAUCGAAGUGGUGACCCUCCAGAACGCAGAAAGGAGCUCGAAGGACGAGGACUACACCAGAGGCUGUGGCAGUCUUCCCGGAUGCCCAGGCACAGCAGGUUUCCAUAGCAACCAGACCUUUCACUUCCUGAAGUGUUGCAACUCCACCCACUGCAAUGGUGGCCCAGUUCUGGAUCUUCAGAGCUUACCACCGAAUGGCUUCCAGUGUUAUAGCUGUGAGGGGAACAAUACCCUUGGGUGUUCCUAUGAAGAGACGUCCCUCAUUGACUGCCGGGGUCCAAUGAAUCAGUGCUUGGAGGCUACAGGUUUAGAUGUGCUGGGAAACCGGAGUUACACCGUAAGAGGCUGCGCCACGGCUUCCUGGUGCCAAGGCUCCCACGUGGCAGACUCCUUCCUCCCGACCCACCUCAAUGUCUCUGUCUCCUGCUGCGAUGGCAGUGGCUGUAACCGCCCCACAGGGGGCGCCCCCAGGCCAGGCCCUGCUUACCUCAGCCUCAUUGCUUCACUGCUCCUGACCUUCAGACUAUGGGGCAUCCUCCUCUGGACCUGAAUCCUGAGCCGUCAGCCCUGGCUGGACCCAGGGACUUUUCACCUCUCCCCUCUGCUCCAUUUUUGAGGAUGUGCAUGCUGUUGUGUUGUCAUCUUUGGGCCUCAUUUUUUCCAUGAACCAAAAGAGAAUUAGAACAAGGGCUGCGGGCAGCAGGAGGCCUCUUGGUUACGUUAA
Molecule: messenger RNA, 1183 nt
Organism: Mastomys coucha (southern multimammate mouse)
Lineage: Eukaryota; Metazoa; Chordata; Mammalia; Rodentia; Muridae
Gene: Plaur
Product: plasminogen activator, urokinase receptor
Exons: 7
Coding region: 23-1009 (328 amino acids)
Cellular component (GO): plasma membrane
Source: RefSeq, a predicted model, not a curated record